Messenger RNA from Ilyonectria robusta, 1712 nucleotides. RefSeq names its product Metalloenzyme, LuxS/M16 peptidase-like protein. Gene Ontology annotation, cellular component: mitochondrion. The transcript is spliced from 5 exons. Gene Ontology annotation, molecular function: metalloendopeptidase activity; metal ion binding. Bases 73 to 1497 code for a protein of 474 amino acids. The record is from RefSeq and is a predicted model, not a curated record. Lineage: Eukaryota; Fungi; Ascomycota; Sordariomycetes; Hypocreales; Nectriaceae.
GCUUCUAGCCGAGCAGCAUCGAAAGAUUUCAUCAAACCACUCAAUCCAGCGUCGACCCUCCAAACCUCCGUCAUGGCGUCCCGGAGACUGGCUUUGAACCUCUCGCAGGGCCUGCGAAACCGUGCUGGCCUGUCGGCCGCCGCUCCCCUCCGACGAGGCUUUGCUACGCCCUCUACCGUCGGCAAAACUCAGACCACGACCCUUCCCAAUGGAUUGACCGUCGCGACCGAGCACUCCCCCUUUGCGCAAACGUCGACCGUCGGUGUGUGGAUUGAUGCCGGAUCAAGGGCCGAGACCGACGAGACCAAUGGCACCGCGCACUUCCUCGAGCAUCUCGCUUUCAAGGGCACCUCCAAGCGAUCCCAGCAGCAAUUGGAGCUCGAGAUCGAGAACAUGGGUGGCCACCUCAAUGCCUACACCUCGCGCGAGAACACCGUCUACUUCGCCAAGGCCUUCAACGCUGAUGUCCCCAAGAGCGUUGAUAUCCUCUCCGAUAUCCUCCAGAACUCCCUUCUCGAGGAGUCCGCCAUCGAGCGCGAGCGCGACGUCAUUCUUCGAGAGUCCGAGGAGGUUGAGAAGCAGGUUGAGGAGGUUGUCUUUGACCACCUUCACGCCACUGCUUUCCAGCACCAGGGCCUUGGCCGCACUAUCCUUGGUCCCCGUCAGAACAUCCGCGACAUCACCCGAACCGAGUUGACCAACUACAUCAAGAGCAACUACACUGCCGACCGCAUGGUCCUUGUUGGUUCCGGUGGCAUUCCCCACGAGGAGCUGGUUGGCCUCGCCGAGAAGCACUUCUCCGGUCUCCCCAGCACUGGCCCCAAGAACCACGCCUACCAGCUCUCCAAGCAGAAGGCCGACUUCUUCGGCUCUGAUGUUCGCAUCCGAGACGACAACAUGCCCACCGCCAACAUCGCUCUUGCUGUUGAGGGUGUCAGCUGGAACUCCCCCGACUACUUCACUGCCCUCGUCGCCCAGGCUAUUGUCGGCAACUACGACAAGGCCCUUGGCCAGGCUCCUCACCAGGGCAGCAAGCUUAGCGGUUGGGUCCACAAGCACGAUAUCGCCAACAGCUUCAUGAGCUUCUCUACCAGCUACAGCGACACUGGUCUCUGGGGUAUCUACCUCGUCAGCGACAAGCCCGAGCGUGUUGAUGACCUUGUGCACUUCGCCAUCCGAGAAUGGAUGCGUCUCUGCACCAACGUCAGCGGUGCCGAGGUUGAGCGUGCCAAGGCCCAGCUCAAGGCCUCCAUUCUCCUUUCUCUGGAUGGUACCACUGCCGUUGCUGAGGAUAUUGGCCGACAGCUCAUCACUACUGGCCGCCGCAUGGCUCCUGGCGAGAUUGAGCGCCAGAUCGAUGCCAUUUCUGAGAAGGACAUUAUGGACUUUGCCAACCGAAAACUCUGGGACCGAGACAUUGCCAUCAGCGCCGUUGGUACCAUUGAGGGUCUCUUCGAUUACCAAAGACUCCGCAACACCAUGAAGCCCAAGUUUUAAGGUAGAGAGGGCCAACCAGGUUUGCGAAAAUCGAGACCAGGGUAUAGAGUGUAUGAGAUACCGUUUACAGGCCUAGUGUACCAUAAAGUUUCCCUUGUUCAUACUAGGUAACGUGGCAGUGUGAUCAGUAGAGUGUGCUCGUUCAUACCGCCUAUGUAAUUGUUGAUGCCAUCGUGUUAUGUAGGCCUCAAUGUGAUUAUAGUGUUCCUUUGAGA